Rhinopithecus roxellana (golden snub-nosed monkey) is the source of this 1659-nucleotide messenger RNA. RefSeq lists its product as uncharacterized. The record is from RefSeq and is a predicted model, not a curated record. Lineage: Eukaryota; Metazoa; Chordata; Mammalia; Primates; Cercopithecidae. The coding region runs from base 1 to 483 and encodes 160 amino acids. The transcript has 3 exons.
AUGGGGGAGAAAGUACUGGUGAGUGGGGACCCCGUGCCCCGUUCACAUGAAGCCUCCUCCCACCUGGUGGGGCUGGCAGCCCAGUCCGCAGAGCCAGGCAGGAGGUGGAACCUGAGAAAUCCACAUGCGGGGACCCCUGUGCUCAGAAGGCUGCACCCUCGUGUGCGCCGUGUGUUGACAGGAACCCAGGCGGCUGACGGCAGCAGGAGCAAAUGGCCUGCUCCACUGGGGACAGGCAGGAAGUUCUUCGGGGCAUUUCUGUUUCAUCACAGCUUUUCCUGGGGCUGGAAGCUGAUCAGUAUCUCCUUUGGGGACCUGAACCCCUUCCCCCUACGCCAGAUCCGGAACCGACGCGCCUACCACUUGGAGAAGGUCCGGCUGGAGCUGACCGAGCUGGAGGCCAUCCGUGAGGAUUUCCUGCGUGAGCGGGACACCAGCCCUGACAAGGGUGAGCUGGUCAGCGAUGAGGAGGAGGAUACCUGAGUGGGUCCCGGGAUGCUGCUCUUCCUGCCUUCACAACCAAAGUGUGCCCAAAGGGUGAAAGCACGCUUAAAAGCCAGAAUGUAACGUGUGUGGCCUCUGGGAAUCUGCUGGGCAGAUGUCCAAAGCCAGACUGCACUUCCUCAUUUCCCACUGUGCGGGGGCAGGGGUGGGAGGUCUCAUCUGUUUACAGCCAUUUCCAUGCCAUGCUUUUGGUUACACGUAUCUCAGUCAUGCUUUCUGCCUGAUUGGUGGAUCCUCAGGCUUACCAGUGGCUAUUUGCAAGAGCCUGUUUCCAGCCUCCGUCAGCCUGUCGGUGCUCUGACCCCGAACCCUUGCUUUGCUGGGCGUCUCCCCCAUGUUCUCUCUCCUGUACAUAGUGGGCAGUGGUGUGUGGUUUUGAAUGGCAGUGCUGUGAAGGAUGCCCACUGUGCUUCAGGCACCUGUAGGCCAGAGGGUUGCUGCCUCAGCAUAAGGUCGGUAUGAAAAGGGACUGCCUUAGAAAAGCAGACACAUCCCUUGUUCAGAAAUGGCCACUGUAGAAAGCCUGUGAACCUCCCACCAGUGGCUUUAAGCUGCCAGCCAUGCCCCAUUUCUAGAAUAGCCUUUGCUCUUCCACAUGCAACCCUUCCAAUAGUGGCUCCCAGCCUGCAUGGGGAGGGCCUGGCUGCCCAGACACCCACCCUCACUUCUCAUGGCCAGCCUGCGUUUGCAGAUCACUGGGCUGCUCUGUCCCCAGCUUGUCGCGUGCCUGGCGUGGCUUGGUGAGAUUCUGUGGAAUGCCCUUCUUGACUUGUGGGAAUCAUUCACCAAGUACGAUGGUUCGGGAUUCCAAGUCAACGGUGGACCGGCAUAUUGCAAAGCAGACCCACCCCUGGGCUGGCCUUGGUCGAGGGGAUGGAGGAAUCUUUUCGGUGGCGCUUUGCAGGGCAGUGGUGCAGCUGCAGCAUGAAUGCUCUUGGACAGUUGAAAACCUUGGCUUCCUUGGAGAUGGCCAGUGCUCCUGGUGUCUCCUCCACCUGACUGGGUUGUGCAGGAGGCCGGCUGCCAGUGCCCGGGGCUGGGAAACUUUUUUGCUUGGGGCCCAGGCUUGGGUGAGCUCUCCCAGGUGUGUGCCCACCCCACCACUGCCUGGAAGCAUCCUUGUUCUCUGCCAGGACACAGGGUCACUGAUGCCUC